AUGGACCUGAACAAUACAUCAACGAGUUCUUCAACUAGCAGUCAUUACAACUACCCAGAACUAAGCCUAUGGGAACUCUUGCAGAUGGCCGUGUUUUGUUUCCUCGGCCUUCUGACCGUCAUCUUCAAUCUCUUCCUUUUCGCCGUUCUCAAAAGGGGUAAGGAUAUCUUCGAUGACGUCACGGUUCUGCUGUUCCGGAGCCUGGCGACUACGGACAUCUGUACAGGACUCACGGUGUCCGUCCUUGAAGGAAUUGUCUUCUACUUCCGGGAUUUCCCCUACAGUUAUACGGCUUGUAUGUACAUGCCUUUUGCGUGUUGCUGCAUGAUCUUGAGCGCAUUAGUCCAUGUGUGUCUGAUGAACCUGCAGCGUUUCACUGCCAUCAGCUACCCGUUCCUGUACCUACGGAUUGCGAGUGUGAAGCGCGUACACAUCACCCUCGGCGUCACCAAGAUCAUCAUCAUCUGCAUUUCGCUUAUCCUUCUACCUCUCGAAAACUUCCCAUUAAAAUCAGUUUUUGAGACCAUGUGUGAAUCAAGAUCUUUUUUUAGCGUGGUCUUCGAUACAGGAGCUUUGUCUACUGCAGCAACGGCCUCGCUAAUCUUCCUGGCGCUCGUGACGACCAUCCCCGUGAUCGUUCUCACCUACACCAAUGUGCGUCUCCUGAUUUUGGCUAGCAAAAAACGUAGAGGGCGCCCCGACAAACUUGGUAAUCAGACACGAAAAGUGAAUGCAAGCGUCAACGGAGAAGGUAGCAAAAGCAGAUGCGCAUACCGUCGUCUACCCAAAGGCCUGAGGACAGUGGUCGUUAUAACAUUCCUCUUUUAUUUCUCCAUUGCACCUUUUGUGAUUGCCCUUUCCGCGCUACUUUUUCAGCCAAGUUGGUCUAAGACAGGAUAUGACGUCAUCUAUUUCAUUUCCGUGUUCGCAAUCAUAAGCAGUUGCUGGUGGAACGUACCUGUCUACAUCUUGACAAGUGUUUCUUUUCGGAAGAGGGCGCUGUUGAUGCUGCGAAGGGUGUGCCAUCUGCGUCGCAAGGGGGAUCCCACUGGCCAACCAUCCUCCGCAGACACCUUCAAUGAGUCGACAAAGCAGGCUGUACAAUCGUGA
Messenger RNA from Lytechinus variegatus (green sea urchin), 1110 nucleotides. Its product is annotated as D(1)-like dopamine receptor. Lineage: Eukaryota; Metazoa; Echinodermata; Echinoidea; Temnopleuroida; Toxopneustidae. The record is from RefSeq and is a predicted model, not a curated record. Gene Ontology annotation, cellular component: membrane. The coding region runs from base 1 to 1110 and encodes 369 amino acids. Gene Ontology annotation, biological process: G protein-coupled receptor signaling pathway. Gene Ontology annotation, molecular function: G protein-coupled receptor activity. The transcript has a single exon.